Cylas formicarius (sweet potato weevil) is the source of this 738-nucleotide messenger RNA. RefSeq lists its product as uncharacterized. Lineage: Eukaryota; Metazoa; Arthropoda; Insecta; Coleoptera; Brentidae. The record is from RefSeq and is a predicted model, not a curated record. The transcript has a single exon.
UUAACAUUUCCCUUUCUAUUGAAAAUUUAACCAAAGUUAAAGCCGUGUUUAGUUCGAGAAUUUUAAUUAGAGGUACCAGUCUACUAAGCAUUAUAAUUUUUUUGAAAAUAAAAGACCAAAAUAUGCACGAGUUGCUAGCAGAAUGAAUGACAAGAAGAAACACGAACCAAGAAAUGAUAAUUGAAUUUAUGGCAAUAGACUAAAAAUGUUAUAAAGAACUAUGGUUGCGCCAACUUACAAUUUUGACAACUAUAACCUCAUCUACUAAAUGCAUAAAUUGUAAAAUUAUUAUGAGAAUUAGAAAAGUGGCGGGUUUAACUGGCUUGGAACUAGGCGGAGUAAUAUUCAUCGGAGCUAUUGGAGGUUACUAUAUUUGGAAACCGUUAUUGGUGAAGGUAGCGAACGAACAAAAAUUCAAGAAACCUGAAAAAAUUACAGAAGAAACCCCUAAAGACUAAAGCAUGUCACUACUUAGACGUUGGGUUACCAAACAACGAGGUAACCCAAUUUGGUUGCUAGUUGGUAUUGUGAUGGGUGGUGCAGGCGCAUAUGGGGUUUAUAAAUACACUUUUAAACCAUGGUCAAUGAGAAGGAAAUUUCGAGAAGCUGAAUCUUAUGCUGAAUUCAUUUACAAUCAAGAAAGCAGUACAAAUUCGAGCGAAUAAACAGUAGCAUUGUAUAUACGAUAAAAUGACUAGUUUAUAGGGCUGUAGACUUUUCCUAAUAUAUGUUAACUAA